CCCAUCCCCCUGAUGCACCCUCCGCGGGAAGCAGUCCCACUUUCAUUCACCUCGGUGGGCAGAGACUGGCCGCGUGCGAGAGAGAUGGCUUCGCCGAGGACAAUAACUAUCGUGGCCCUUUCUUUCGCUCUUGGUUUAUUUUUUGUCUUCAUGGGGACGAUUAAGCUCACCCCGAGACUCAGCAAAGAUGCCUACAGCGAAAUGAAAAGAGCAUACAAGAGCUAUGCCAAGGCGUUGCCAGGCCUGAAAAAAAUUGGGAUCAGCUCAGUGCUGCUUCGUAAGAUCAUCGGCUCCCUGGAAGUGGGCUGUGGAGUGGUGCUGACCUUAGUGCCGGGGCGGCCGAAGGACGUCGCCAACUUUCUGCUCCUGCUGGUCAUGCUGGCCGUCCUGUUCUUUCACCAGCUAGUGGGCGACCCCCUCAAACGGUACGCCCACGCUCUAGUCUUUGGCAUUCUGCUCACCUGCCGACUGCUGAUCGCCCGCCAGAGCGAUGACCGGCCCGAGCGCGAGGACAACAGAGAGGAACAGCACAUCAACGAUCAGGAAAAGAACAAGGUCAAGCAGUCGUAAGACCUUCCACCUCAAGCCAAGCAACACUGAAGGGAAUCUGGUGCGCUGCUGUGGAUUGCAGUAAUCAAAAUAUGGAAGGGAACACACACAAGUAAUAAUUCCCCCUUACACACAUCCUCUGUCCCGUCCAGCUGGCUGACUUGACAACUCCCACCGUCUCCUCUGUACUCCUACUGUGAAACUGAGAACUCUGACCCAAAGGUUCUCUACAUAACCGUGGACAAUCAUAUCUGUGGACACCGAUGAACUCAGCCCAUUGUCACAUUAGUCAACCCGGUUCCCCGUUUAUUUCAGUCCCACACUGUGUUCAAUGGGUUUUACUCCAAUACAAAUGAAUUUUGUUAAGAGUUGAUUUGAGAAUGCUGUUCAUCACGAGUCUUUGUAAUUUGUUUUUAUACUGUAAGAGAGAUUGAAAAUACAUGUCAAGCAUGUUUAAUUUAGUGCAGAUCAUAACCAAAAUGAGUAAUGUAGGAAGAAUUUUAUGCCAAUUACACAUCAGUUAGUUUUGCAUAUGUGUGCUAUUUUGGUGCAGUGAUACCAUACGACUUCUUUAUAGAUGAAAAAAGCAAAAAAUCCAGAAAUGUCAUUUUCAGGAAAAAUGGGGAUGUUCACGUUGUUUUCUUCCUAAGUAAAAUGAACUGAAUAUCCUCCAAAUCCUUUCGAUUUAAUUGCCACAGUUAAGUUGUUCAGAUAGAGGUCAGCAGUGGCUCCUGCUAGCUUCAACAGCAGAACAGAUGUAUCUUAUUUUUCCUGCCGAUAUUUGAUUUUACAUUCUUUUCACAUUUUACGUCUUGUUCAUGCUUUUGUUUUAAUUUUCCUUAAGUCAUAUGAAAGACGUUCCUACUGUUGUUGAAAAUGCUGUCAAUUAUUUCUGUAAACGAUGUACUUAAAAUAAACAACCGAAAGUGAUCCU
Molecule: messenger RNA, 1483 nt
Organism: Menidia menidia (Atlantic silverside)
Lineage: Eukaryota; Metazoa; Chordata; Actinopteri; Atheriniformes; Atherinopsidae
Source: the annotation of a GenBank genome assembly